This is a messenger RNA of Manis pentadactyla (Chinese pangolin), 1507 nucleotides long. RefSeq names its product olfactory receptor 6C2-like. Gene Ontology annotation, cellular component: membrane. Gene Ontology annotation, biological process: G protein-coupled receptor signaling pathway. Gene Ontology annotation, molecular function: olfactory receptor activity; G protein-coupled receptor activity. The record is from RefSeq and is a predicted model, not a curated record. The transcript has a single exon. Bases 244 to 1176 code for a protein of 310 amino acids. NCBI's taxonomy places the organism in Eukaryota, Metazoa, Chordata, Mammalia, Pholidota, Manidae.
CAUAUUUUGUAUGAAACAAACUGUGAAGACUAAGGUAAAGCAGAGCCCAGGGAAAUGCAACACAACGCAGUCACUCCUACAUCAGAUAAUGGAUGAUGCAGUAAAGGUAAAAAAUGUGCUUCUCCUGACUUGCUUGGCUCCUUUCCUCUAUGUAGCUUAUUGAAUAUUAUUUUUACAUUCUAUUCCUCAGAUUCAGAGUUUAUGAUUUAUUAAUAGAGACUCAUUACAUAUCUGAAGACGGUGAUGAAAAAUCAUUCUUCAAUAACAUUCAUCCUACUAGGAUUAACAGAUGACCCACUACUACAGGUUUUUCUUUCAGUAUUUCUGUUUCUCACCUACAUUUUCACUGUUGCUGGAAAUCUCAUCAUUGUGCUCCUCACUCUGCUGGACCCUCACCUUAAAACACCCAUGUACUUUUUCCUUCGGAAUUUCUCCAUCUUAGAAAUAAUAUUUACAACUGUCUGUGUUCCUCGAUUCCUGUAUAGCCUGACAACUGGGGACAGAAGGAUUACCUUUAACGCUUGUGCUGUCCAAUUAUUUUUUGUCAUCCUCAUUGGGGCAGCGGAAUUUUUUCUUCUAACUGCCAUGUCCUAUGACCGCUACGUGGCCAUCUGCAAGCCCCUGCACUACACCACCAUCAUGAGUGACAGGGUUUGCACCAUUCUUGUCCUUUUGUGUUGGCUGACUGGGUUAAUUGUCAUACUCCCUCCGCUUAGCCUAGCAGUUCAGCUGGAUUUCUGUAACUCCUAUCUCGUUGACCAUUUUGGCUGUGAUGCAUCUCCUCUUCUGAUGAUUGCAUGCUCAGACACUCAAUUUAUAGAGCAGCUCGUGGUAAUCAUGGCUGUGCUGACCCUCAUUUUUACAUUAGUCUGUGUAAUUGUGUCCUACACAUACAUCAUCAAGACUAUUUUAAGACUCCCUUCAGCUCAGCAAAGAAAAAAAGCUUUCUCCACCUGUUCUUCCCACAUGAUUGUAGUUUCCAUCACCUAUGGAAGUUGCAUCUUCAUCUACAUCAAACCAGCAAAGGAAGGCGUGGCCAUGAAUAAGGUGGUGACAUUGCUCAACACGUCAGUCAUCCCUCUGAUGAACCCUUUCAUUUAUACUCUGCGGAACAAGCAAGUCAAGCAAGCCUUCAAGGACUCAUUAAAAAAGAUGGCAUUUCUUUCAAAGAAUUAGGAAACUAAGAAUUCUUCAAAAGUUAAAAACAUAUACAUAUAAAUAUUUCAUCCAAUAGUAGUUCAUCUCCAUGGGUCUUCAACAAUUCAAGUCGACACUACAAUACUGAAAUUACAGUCUGCUUAACCAUCAAAAUUUAUUUUUUAUUACUCUUAGAAUCACAGACUUAAGUAAGCACUAUAGUCUUAAUUCAAAUAAAACUUCUUUUAUAGUGGUUUCCUUUCCUAAUUGAGCAUGAAUAUACACUUUCAUAAAGUCCGAACAACAUCUCAUCAUUAUGUCUAAAAUACGAACAGACAGUAAAAAUUUAGGCUGUAUUUUAGUCCACUCA